AUGCUCGCGGAGAACAACUACGGAGUAUGGGCUGUCAAGAUGAAGAUCUUCUUGCGCACACAAGGUGUGUGGGCGGCUGUGGAGAGCAAAAGUCCGGUUGAUGAGAAGAUGGACCAAAUAACUCUCGCCGCCAUUGUCCAAGCUGUGCCGGAGGCCGUGGUAAUAGCCAUUUCUGAGGAGGAGAAGGUGAAGAAGGUGUGGAAAGCUCUCGAGGAUAUGCACGUCGGUGAAGAGCGCGUCAAGAAGGCCCGAGUACAAACCCUCAAGAGGGAGCUUGCUGGUAUGUACAUGGGCGAUUCCGAAAAAAAUAAUGAUUUUGCUUUGAAGGUCACCACAAUCGUGAACGAGAUUUGCUCUCUCGGCACGAAAGUGGAGGAGAUCACAGUCAUCGAGAAGCUCCUGCAUUUUGUUCCCGAUAAGUUCGGACCCCUCAUCAGCACCAUUGAGCAAUGGGGGAAUGUGGAGGAGAUGUCGGUGAUGGAGACGAUUGGGCGCUUGAGGGCGUUCGAGGAGUCUUCAAAGGGGCGGCGUCGUGACAAGGAGGUGGAGCAGCAGCUGUUGGCCACAUGUGCUGAGCCACGGCUCACGCGUGCCGAGUGGGAGGCCAUGGUUGCUCAAGAGAAAAUGAGCAGCAAUGGCUCCAAUAGCAACAGCAACAAGACCGGUGAGAAGAAGUACCGCGGCAAGUUCGACAAGUCCAAGAUCGACUGCCGCAACUGUGGUGAGUUCGGACACUUCGCUGAUGAGUGUCCUGUGGAGAAGAAAGUGCAGAACGGUGUGGCGCAACUCGUCGUGGCGGACGUCGAUAAUGAGCCCAAGCUGUUGUGA
Setaria italica (foxtail millet) is the source of this 828-nucleotide messenger RNA. Its product is annotated as retrovirus-related Pol polyprotein from transposon TNT 1-94. NCBI's taxonomy places the organism in Eukaryota, Viridiplantae, Streptophyta, Magnoliopsida, Poales, Poaceae. The transcript has a single exon. The record is from RefSeq and is a predicted model, not a curated record. Bases 1 to 828 code for a protein of 275 amino acids. Gene Ontology annotation, molecular function: nucleic acid binding; zinc ion binding.